Suillus fuscotomentosus is the source of this 1282-nucleotide messenger RNA. RefSeq lists its product as uncharacterized. The record is from RefSeq and is a predicted model, not a curated record. NCBI's taxonomy places the organism in Eukaryota, Fungi, Basidiomycota, Agaricomycetes, Boletales, Suillaceae. Gene Ontology annotation, biological process: nuclear-transcribed mRNA catabolic process, RNase MRP-dependent; intronic box C/D snoRNA processing; tRNA processing. The transcript is spliced from 4 exons. The coding region runs from base 77 to 1051 and encodes 324 amino acids. Gene Ontology annotation, cellular component: cytosol; ribonuclease MRP complex; nucleolar ribonuclease P complex. Gene Ontology annotation, molecular function: ribonuclease MRP activity.
UUUGGCAGAACCCUAUUGACACAGAGCCAAACAACCAUUGUCACGUAAACCGUGACGUAAACUGUCUUUAGGACCAAUGUCGGAUAAAGCAGCUCGGAGCUACACUCAUGCGUCAAAUCGUGCAAAGGCACGGGCAACCGCAGAGCGAAAAGACGUUUAUAAAAGUGUCCUUGAAAAUCCAUUCCGAAUACAAUGGCCCUCAAUCCCAUCAAACGCGCAAAACUUAUUUCUCGCGACACUCGUAACCACUUUGGAAAGUGCGGCAAGGAGUGGAAGUCGAAAAUCUUUCAAGGCAUACGCUAGGAAAGCUCUACCCCGAUCAGAAAUUGCAGAUUCAGUGGAAGGGACAAACCCGAGCUCAGACUCGAUAGUAUGUUCAAAACCCUCUGCAUGUGCCGUGGGUUCCACUCCUUCGCCAUCUCCGGCUGUUAGUAAACUUGCCCCGUCGGGCCACAUGGCUAUCGGUAUCAACGAAGUGACAAGGAGACUUGAAUCGCAGUUGAAGUCUUUCCGACAUUCGGUUACACUCACUACCACCUCUCAUGCCAAUCCAGUAGUCCCCGACAUUUCUCCCAUUUCUGUGGUCUUUGUGUGCCGUGCCGACGUCAAUCCUCCGAUCUUAUUGGAUCACAUCCCUCACCUUGUGGCAGGAUGCAACUCUACGCGCCCCGGAUCUAACCCUCUAGAAGCUCGACAGCCCCUGAAAUUGAUCGUCCUACCGAAGGGCUCAGAGUCUGCACUCGCGCAGGCGCUUGGUCUAAGAAGAGCGGCCGUAAUAGCCGUUCAUGAUGAUGCCCCGUAUUUACCGAUUUUUCGCGAUAUGCUUCAAUCUGUACCUGUGAUCAGCGCACCUUGGCUUGUGCCUCCAGUCCAGCCCAAUUCUCCGAAAUGCUUGGUUCCCACUCAUAUCAAACAACUCCGCACUACUGCACCCAAAGAUAUGAAAGCUGCAAAAGAACAAAGGGCAAAAGCAAGAGUUGCAGCCAAGAAGAAUGGUGUAAAACCUAGGCCCAAGAAGUGUCUCCUUACGACAGCAAAACCAGAUGCAUAAACCCGCGAUACACAACAUCACGCCCCAUGUAUUGGUGAGUAUUCGUCUGCAAGUACCGAUUAAUUGCUCUUCUUAUUGUGACAUAGUUGUUGGUUAUGUCCACCGUUCUCUUACUGGAGCCUUGUAUUAAUUUUAGGUAGCAGUUGUGUUGCCUUCACUGCCCAGACAAUACGAAGGAUUGAAUGUGUCAUUUGACAGUACAUGGGUCUAUGCGUUCUAUUCAGUCCUCGU